Messenger RNA from Phasianus colchicus (ring-necked pheasant), 3122 nucleotides. It is a transcript of the gene GLA, whose product is annotated as galactosidase alpha. The record is from RefSeq and is a predicted model, not a curated record. Gene Ontology annotation, biological process: glycoside catabolic process; oligosaccharide metabolic process. Gene Ontology annotation, cellular component: cytoplasm. Lineage: Eukaryota; Metazoa; Chordata; Aves; Galliformes; Phasianidae. Gene Ontology annotation, molecular function: alpha-galactosidase activity.
GGAAAGAAUUUAUUGAUCCUCAACCCUCAGGGAUGCAGUUGGGGAACCACAACAGCUGCCCAGCAGUGCUGCAAGGAUGGUCCCCAAACAGAAGGGAUGAGCAAGGGAGUGCUGGGGUUUGGCAACAAGCAAGGGUCAAAUCUGUAGUGCCCCGCAGCCCCGAGAAUAUGGAAAGCAGCCCAGCUCCGGGCUGUGGUUUGGCAUAAAAAAAACAAAGCCAUGAAGUUCUGUGGUGUGUUUUGUCCCACUCGGAGAAGCCGUGCCCUGCAGCCCCCCAGGGCAGGGGGAGGACCCCGCGCCCAAACAAAGUGCCAUUAUCUGACCGCGGUCUCUGAAGGUCUUUUGUUCCCUGGCCGCACCAGAGCGGAGAUCGGAGGACACCUAGCGAGGAGGCCGCUCCGGGGGCUGCGUGACAACAGAGCUCGCAGAGAUCGUCACAGAAUCACAGAAUUGUAGGGGUUGGAAGGGACCUCCAGAGAUCAUCGAGUCCAACCCCCCUGCCAAAGCAGGUCACCUCACGCCCUGCCAGGCGAUCGGCUCUCAGGGCACGGAGCUCUGUCUGGGCGCAAGCAGGAUGCGGGCCUCACCGCAACACCACGAUCCGUGCGAGGGCACAGCCCGGCUGUGCCAGGCCCCGUUCCCCCGCCAUACACCCGCAGCUCGGAGCGGGCCCCGCCCAGGCCUCAGCGCGGCCCGGAGAGCCCCGAUCCCCCAAACACGGGAUCCUGCGCCCUGCGCACGGUGCCGCGUGCUGCUCCCACGGCCGCGGGGCGCUCUGUGGGUGCCUGCUGGGCUGCGAGCGUUGCGGACGGAACGCAGCGCUCGGGGACGGCGAGUCCAGACUGCGCCUACACGGCACGGCGCCACCCGAUGGCGGCGGCGGAGGAGCGGGCCGCGGCUCCGCGACGGAACCACGUGCGCAGGGGCACGUGACCGCCCCGCCACGUGACCGCCCGCCCGCCUCACGUGACGCUGCGGACGGCGAGUGUCAUGGCGGCGGCGUUGCGCUGGGCCUUGGUGGCCGCUAUGGCCGUGGUGGCGGUUGUGGCGUUGGAUAACGGCGUGGCGCGGACGCCGCCCAUGGGCUGGCUGCACUGGGAGCGCUUCCUCUGCGGCACCGACUGCGCUGCUGAGCCGGACAGCUGCGUCAGCGAGCGGCUGUUCACCGAGAUGGCCGACGUGAUGGUCGCGGAGGGCUGGAAGGAAGCGGGCUACGAGUUCGUCUGCAUCGACGACUGCUGGAUGGCGCCAACGCGGGACGAGCGAGGCCGGCUGCGGGCCGACCCCCGGCGCUUCCCCGGCGGUAUCCGCGCACUGGCGGACUACGUCCAUUCCAAAGGCUUGAAGCUGGGGAUCUACAGUGAUGUGGGGAACAGGACGUGUGCCGGCUUCCCUGGCAGCUAUGGGCACUACGAGUUGGAUGCACAGACCUUUGCCUCCUGGGGUGUGGACUUGCUGAAGUUUGAUGGUUGCAACGCCGACUCGCUGGGGCUGCUGGCAGAAGGUUACAGGAACAUGUCUCUGGCCCUGAACAAGACUGGCAGACCCAUUGUGUACUCCUGUGAAUGGCCUUUCUACCUGAGGCCCGUGCAGCAGCCCAAUUACACGGAGAUCAAACAGUAUUGCAAUCACUGGAGGAACUUUUAUGAUGUCUAUGAUUCUUGGAACAGCAUCAAGAGUAUUGUGGAGUGGACAGCACUUCACCAGGACAGCAUUGUGAAGAUAGCUGGGCCAGGGGGCUGGAAUGACCCUGACAUGUUGGUGAUUGGGAACUUUGGGCUGAGCUGGGACCAGGCAGUGACUCAGAUGGCGAUGUGGGCGAUCAUGGCAGCGCCGCUCUUCAUGUCCAAUGAUCUGCGGCACAUGAAACCAGAGGCCAAGUGGCUGCUCCAGAACAAGGAGGUGAUCGCCAUCAACCAGGAUCCGCUGGGCAAGCAGGGCUAUCGCAUCACUAAGGACAAGAACUUCGAGCUGUGGGAACGGCCCCUAUCUGACAGAGCCUAUGCUGUGGCAGUCCUAAACCAGCAGGAAAUUGGGGGACCCCAGAACUUCACCUUCUCUCUCACCUUCCUCGGCAAUGGGCUGGCCUGCAACCCAGCGUGCUGCAUCCAGCAGAUCCUGCCAACCAGCAGGGACUGGGGGGUUCACAACUGGGUCUCCUCCCUGAGUGUAGAAGUGAACCCAACAGGCACUGUACUGCUCAAAGUAGUGCCGCUAUAGGAGGUGUGAUUUUUGUUUUUUUGGUAAGCCUUAUGCUCUGCACUCCUUGUUCUAAAGCAUUCACUACUCGAGAGCUUCUCUGUGGAUGCUGAACCUUCUGUCUAAUGUAGCAAAUACCCAUGACUAUUACCAUGAGAUAGCAGAAAAAGGGGUGCUGCUUCUCUCCUGUUACCCUUUCUCUGGCAUCUCAUCCAACUCUCCCAAGGUGUCACAAGGCCCCCAGCAGGGCAACAAUUCAUGCCAUUACUACCAAAGAUACGUAAGAGGUGCAUGCAGUGCUCUACAGCUCUUCUUCAGCAUUUCAGGCACAAAAGGGCAGUGUAGCCCAGCUGCUUUGCUGCGUGCUUUGGCAGGCUGGAGCUCGCACUUGUGGACAUUUAGUCCACACCUAUGAAAAGCUGUUCCUGCUGAAAAAAAUCAAUGCUGUCCUGAGAGUGGUCACCUCCUUCCAUCUUCUGAACUCAGGGAUUGGUCUAAAUCACAGCACUUCUUAGCAACUGUUUCUUAGCAGCCAUUUGCUUAAAGUGAUCAAGUAUGAUGCCUCCAAGCUGAGCUUUGAGGCUUUUUCCUUAUUCCCAAGCCUUCCUCUCAUCAAUGUCUGUCCCUUUAGAUGACAGUUCCCCACACCACCCUUCAUGGGGCCACCAGGGAAUCCUUCCUUAGUGAGCUCCUUUCCAGAAAUAACUGCUUGCUUUCCCCUGGUGGCAGCAACAUUUAACUUAAAGGUCCUUCUGGUGCAGGAUACAGAUGCUUAACCAUUGCUUCCAGGCUACUUCACAAUCUGGAUGCCUUGAUUUGUUCUAAUGCUUGUGUUUACAACUCCAACUGAAAUGUUCCUAAGCAGGCCUACCUGUACAAGAGUACCAAGCAUGGUAGCUAAAAUUAAAUCAAGUUUUGGAAAA